CAGAUUAUAUAUACUACUAGUUAACUAGUAUGUAGAAGGAAGAUAAAUAAUAGUAUAAACUAGUGGUCGUAUACGUAAACAUGCAUCAAUGGUUCAAUAAAACCCAUGCAAAAAACCAACAAUUCAAUUCAAUUAUAACAUAAAAGGAUUGCAUAUGGAUAUAUUAACUUUUUUUUUGACUAAUCCUUUAAACUGAAAUGUAUUUAGUAUUUUAAUCAAGGAGACGUGUCUGUUAGGUGGAAAACUCUGAAACUGUCUACGUCUCUCCAGGCAUUGGCUCCUGAAACCAUGAUGGUCAUUUAACAUAACAUCAAAAGAGAAGACAUCCUUCGAAUCUCAUCCGGCCUUCUUUCUUUUUCCCUUCAUAAGAUCAUACGAAGCUUGUUUCUCUGUAGAUCACGUACGAUUUUGUAAAGAUUCAGAAGAGAUGAGUAACAGAGAUGAUACGGAAGAGGGAAGGAGUGAUCUUCGACGUCCCUUCUUACACACGGGAAGCUGGUACCGGAUGGGUUCCAGACAAUCUAGCAUGUUGGAAUCGUCUCUUGCUAUUCGAGACAGCUCCAUCUCUGUCCUAGCUUGUGUCUUGAUCGUUGCUCUUGGUCCUAUUCAAUUCGGUUUCACUUGUGGCUAUUCCUCUCCAACUCAAGCUGCUAUUACUAAGGAUCUUGGCUUAACUGUAUCAGAGUACUCUGUGUUUGGGUCUCUAUCCAAUGUGGGUGCUAUGGUUGGCGCAAUUGCAAGUGGUCAGAUUGCAGAAUACAUGGGGAGAAAAGGGUCUCUGAUGAUUGCUGCCAUUCCCAAUAUUAUGGGCUGGCUUUCUAUAGCUUUUGCAAAAGAUACUUCUUUUCUUUACAUGGGAAGACUGUUAGAAGGUUUUGGCGUUGGGAUCAUCUCUUAUACGGUGCCUGUAUAUAUAGCCGAGAUCGCUCCACAGAACAUGAGAGGAGCAUUAGGUUCAGUAAACCAGCUUUCUGUAACAGUUGGGAUAAUGUUGGCAUACUUACUCGGUCUCUUUGUUCCAUGGAGAAUUCUUGCAGUUUUGGGAGUAUUGCCAUGUACAUUAUUGAUACCGGGUCUUUUCUUCAUUCCUGAAUCUCCUCGGUGGCUGGCAAAGAUGGGUUUGACAGAUGAUUUUGAAACUUCCUUGCAAGUUCUUCGUGGUUUUGAUACUGACAUUAGCAUCGAGGUUAAUGAAAUCAAGAGAUCUGUGGCCUCAUCUGGCAAACGUUCUGCUAUUCGGUUUGUGGACCUCAAGCGUAGGAGAUACUAUUUUCCAUUGAUGGUUGGUAUAGGACUGCUUGUACUUCAACAACUUGGAGGAAUCAACGGUGUCUUGUUCUAUUCGAGUACAAUUUUUGCAUCUGCAGGGGUCUCAUCGAGUAAUGUGGCAACAUUUGGAGUUGGUGCUGUUCAGGUACUGGCCACUGCAGUAGCUACAUGGCUGGUUGAUAAAUCAGGUCGCAGACUUUUGCUCAUGAUCUCUUCUAUAGGGAUGACGAUUAGCCUGGUGAUUGUAGCAGUCGCGUUUUACCUUAAGGAAUUUGUAUCACCUGAUUCCAAUAUGUAUAACAUUCUAAGCAUGGUCUCUGUAGUUGGAGUUGUGGCUAUGGUUAUUGCUUGCUCUCUAGGAAUGGGACCAAUCCCAUGGCUGAUUAUGUCUGAGAUUCUUCCAGUGAAUAUAAAAGGUUUGGCCGGAAGUAUAGCAACUUUAGCCAACUGGUUCGUCUCUUGGUUAGUCACAAUGACUGCAAAUAUGCUCUUAGCAUGGAGCAGUGGAGGAACUUUUACCCUCUAUGCUUUGGUCUGUGGAUUCACUGUGGCCUUUGUGUGUCUUUGGGUUCCUGAGACCAAAGGCAAAACGCUUGAAGAGAUUCAAGCAUUGUUCAGAUGAUUCUAUACAAGGAGAAGAAGACAAACAACAUACAUUUUUCACUUUUGUUUUUAUCCAUUACAGAUCAUUCUUUUGUCCUCUCUUUGUCUUUAUUUCCUGCUUUGUUCAGCAUGUUUUCCACCAGCUAUUUUGCAAAUUCCAUGAUAAAAAAUUGAAUUAUUUUGAUC
Molecule: messenger RNA, 2058 nt
Organism: Brassica napus (rape)
Lineage: Eukaryota; Viridiplantae; Streptophyta; Magnoliopsida; Brassicales; Brassicaceae
Product: sugar transporter ERD6-like 4
Exons: 17
Coding region: 428-1891 (487 amino acids)
Biological process (GO): carbohydrate transport; transmembrane transport
Cellular component (GO): membrane
Molecular function (GO): sugar transmembrane transporter activity
Source: RefSeq, a predicted model, not a curated record